AUGCCUUUUUCUUUUCCUCAUUUAUUUGCCGAAAUUAACCAAAAAUAUUUUGAAUCUGGGGACGAAAAAAUUGAACUUGUGGCUUCUCCUGAUGACCUUUCUUUGGCAAUUGCUUCCCUCUCUUAUUUAGAAAUAGAGGAAUUAGAGAAAAUAUUUUAUUCACUUUAUAACAAGUUGUUUUACUUCUUUAAUUAUCUAGACUAUCAGCCAUUAGACGUAAUUAUUAGUCAGUGGCAACUAACGGAAAAAAUUACUCUGCGGCGGAAUGUUUUACAAUUGCCGAGUGUUGAUAAAAAAGAACCAACCAGUGUGCGUUCUGAUAUUUUAAUUCUCAAAAAGGCUCUUAAUGACCUUGGGGUUCAUACUCGCUUUAGUGCUCUGGAUGGCAUAAAUGACCCGGCCGAAUAUAUUAAAGCAGCUCAGGAAAAAGGAUACAGUGCUCUGGGAAUUACCGACCAUUAUAACGUCCAGGCUUUUCCCGAAUUUUGGCAAUUUCGUAGCCCUAAUCUUCAAUUGAUUUAUGGCUGUGAAAUGGAAAUGCUGGAAGACAAAUUGCCACCCUACAUUUUUAAUCACAGUCCCCAAUCGCGAAAAUUUUUAGAACAAGAUAUUGAAAAUUUAACUUACUGUAUUUUUGAUUUGGAAACAACGGGAUUUUUUUCGGAAUAUAAUGAAAUAAUUGAAAUUGUUUGGAAAGAAAAAUUUGCUGAAGAAUUGCCUUAUCCAUUAAGCCGUGCCACGGGAAAAGGCAAAAUUCAACAAGCCCACCGGGCUUUGGAAGAUAGCAAAUUAUUAACUGAUUUGUUUACCAAAUUAUUAAAGUCUCUCCAAGAACAAGGAAUUAAGCAGUGA
Entrophospora sp. SA101 is the source of this 852-nucleotide messenger RNA. The record is from the annotation of a GenBank genome assembly. NCBI's taxonomy places the organism in Eukaryota, Fungi, Glomeromycota, Glomeromycetes, Entrophosporales, Entrophosporaceae.